AUGCGUCUCAUCUCUCAGGAUACUAUGUCACAGUAUUCUACUAACUUUCUCUUGCUCCCCAUACCAGAGUAUCCUGUGUUAGACUGCGUGCCCAACAAAAUCAUCAAGCUGGUGGUACUGGGUGGCAGUAGCGUUGGCAAGACAGCCCUGGUUGUGCGUUUUCUCACAAAGAGAUUUAUUGGAGACUAUGAAGCCAAUACUGGUGCUUUGUAUUCAAGAAAGUUCACCAUAGAUGGGGAACAGAUCUCUCUACAGGUGCAGGAUACUCCCUUUGUUUCAUUGGAGGAUGACACUGACAGCAUAUGCUGCCAAGAGCAGAUAAACCGUUCAAUCUACUGGGCAGAUGGCUUCGUUUUUGUUUACUCCAUCACAGACUAUGAGAGCUACCGAGUCAUCCGUCCCCUACACCAGCACAUCCGCAAGAUUCACCCGAAUGCUAACAUUCCCCUGCUUCUGAUGGCGAACAAAGGAGACCUCCUGCGAGCCAGGCAGGUGUCCUCCAAAGAAGGACUCCAGCUGGCCAGUGAACUAGGAGGUACUUACUAUGAAGUCUCAGCCCGGGAGAACUGUGAGGGAGUGCAUGAAGCCUUCCAGCAGCUUUGCCAGGAGGUCAGCAGGAUGAUUGGGAGCUGCAAUGGAGAGAAACGAAGAGGCCUCCACCUUGUCCGACCCAAGUCUCCAAAUAUGCAGGACUUAAAGAGACGUCUGAAACAGGCUCUGACUUCCAAAGGGAAAUCUGCCACUACGCUUUGAUGUAGCAGACAGAAAUUGUUUUCCACAGCCCUCAAAAAGAGGCAAGAAAAUAAGCUGGUAAUAAGAGGCAUCGCUGAAAUGCAGCAAUCAGGUUGUGUGAGAGGCUCUUUCAUUUUGUCUUUACAUCUUCGUUAAAAAUCCCGUGCUCAUUCAGCAAAGGAACUUACAGAAUUUGCUCUUCGGGGCAAGAAUUUAGAAACUGUGAUUUUAAAAAAAGAUUGUCCCAAAUUAUUUCCUUUUUGAAAGGGACACAGUCAAGUAGUUUAGGCUUAAAA
This is a messenger RNA of Gavia stellata (red-throated loon), 1028 nucleotides long. RefSeq names its product ras-like protein family member 11A-like. Lineage: Eukaryota; Metazoa; Chordata; Aves; Gaviiformes; Gaviidae. The coding region runs from base 1 to 753 and encodes 250 amino acids. The record is from RefSeq and is a predicted model, not a curated record. Gene Ontology annotation, molecular function: GTPase activity; GTP binding. The transcript is spliced from 4 exons.